AUGCCGAAAUAUUCUCCCCUGUCUGAUAGUUGUGUUGAUUACCCGGCUCCGUGCAUCCAUGGACUGCAAGUAUCUGUCAAAGAGUACCCCGAUGAUGCUGUAGACCAGCUCAUACUGCUCCUGAGUCCUGCACAGAACACGGGAAGAACCAUGGAGGGUCUUUCAGGGGCCGGCGGGAGGAAUACUCACACGAAAGACAGCAAAGGGCCCGCACACAAAGGAGGACUCCUCUUUCUCCGGCCACAUCCUCAGGAAGUCCUGCACUGUGUGAUGGAGCGGUCCCUGAGUGGCGAUGUAAGCGUUGGAACCUGUGACUCCCUGCACACAACACAGCACACUCACCCAGAAGACUGUGACAUGCACACGCAGGAAGUGCUGCAUGUGGCAGCAGCUUGCGGCGUGACCCCAGGAUGCAGACACGCAAAACGGCGUGCAGCGGAAGGGUACAUUUUGCACAGGCAGCCGAGGGGAGUCAAGACCAGGAAUGCUGUGGGCCGCCUCCUUGUCCUCGGUCUCUCGUCUCCUCUGCCGAGUCAGCAAGGUCCUCAGAGCGGCGGCCUGCUGCUGUGGGUCCAUGGCCGGGUGCUGUGGGUCCAGACCGGGUCAGCAGCUCUCAUGUCACCCUGGUGUCGGAGCGUGUCGCGACGAUCAACGUCGAGGAAGUCUGAUACUACAUUUACCUCGACCAUGGACAUCCUUUUAUUCCUGCGACUAAGUUUGUUUGGACUUGCCACGAUUGCUCAAGCUCAAAGCUGCUCUAAACCUCCACAAGGUGCCAACAUGUACUUGACGGACACAGACAUUCUUACGGGAACUUUCCCAGACGGUGGCACGGCUACUUUUGCCUGUAAUGUGGGUUACACGCCGACAGGAGGGUCUUUAACCAUCACUUGCACAGCUGGAACCUGGAGUCAAGUUACGCUCAUAUGCAAAAGGAAGACCUGUGGCUCCCUUGGAGACGUGCCAAAUGGAAAUGUUGAUUAUUCACAGGGGAAUGAAUUUGGUGAUACAAUCUCUGUCAGUUGCAACACUGGUUACAUCUUGGUUGGCAAACAGUCCUUCAUAUGUGGAGAUAAAGGGUGGGAAGGCGGCCGCCUGCCAUUUUGUGUAGUGGUGGUGUGCGAGCCCCCGCCACCAUUAGCCAAAGGCUCGUUCAGCCCUGAGUUAGAGAGCUAUAAAUAUGGACAAGUUUUACAGUACAGCUGUGAAAAGGAUUAUACCCUCAACGGAUCCAAAAUCAGAGAAUGCUCAGAUAAUAAAAAAUUCAAACCCGAUCCUCCAAAUUGUGUCAAGGUGAACUGUAUAGAACCCAUAGUAGAAAAGGCUGAAUGGGUAGCACAACCCCCCUAUGGAUACAACGCCAUGCUGACAUUUCAGUGCUUGGCAGGAUACACAAUGAUUGGAUCUGCCAGCAUCACGUGUGGCAUCAACAGCAGCUGGUCGCCACCGCCUCCCAGUUGUCUACCAAAACAAACGACCACGACGCCUUCUGACAAGAAGACACCAUCAUCACCAAUCACACCGACACCAUCAUCACCAAUCACACCGACACCAAAAGGAAAUGAUGGGAACAGCUUGUGGAUGCCUUUGGGUGUCGCUCUUAUAGUCAUCAUUGUGCUCACGGUGGUUAUUGCUGCAUGCUAUCACUUCCGAGGAGCAUUCAUCAACAAAGAGAACAAACUUGGUAAGCCCGCUGAUCCUGUUGGCCCAACAUUGCUAGGAGGAAGAAGACUUCAGCCCCAAGAGGACAACAAAUUCCGUAAAUUGAUCUGAACUCGCGCUUAUGUUUGGAUUACAUCUGAUGACACGUUCCUCACGCUUGAUAUUCAAACUGGAAGAUGUUUUAGAAACAUUUGACCUGAGAUGAUUGCAAAAAAAUCAGUAUUCAUAACAACAGGACAUCCUUUAAUAUAUUUUCCAGACUAUAGAGCGCACCGGUGUUUAAGCCACACCCACUAAAUUUUAGAAGAAUAAAAUAUGUUUCCAUAUAUUAGCCGCACCGGACUAUAAGACGCAGAUAUUUAGGUUAUUUACACAGAAAUAUUCUGUAAUUGUCUACUUACAUACCUUAAUUGUUUCCUAACAGUGUCUGUAACACGGCAGUAAAACGGCUGAUCAAACAAAACAGAAGUCGUCAUCAUGGACCCACUAGCUGCGCAAGCUCGCUCUCCAAUCAGGUAAACAGACUCAAUAACUCCAUGGUGACGUUUUGCUGAAUUUACUGAGGAAUUUGUGAAAGUGAAACGAUACAAAAAGAAUGCCGUUGUAAGUUAAUAAUACUAACAGACACUCGUAAAUAUGUUAGCAUAUCAGCUAAUGCUAACGACGCUAGCUUGAUUACGAUAGCACGUAGAAAUAUGCAUGAAAACACUCCUACAGACGCCACACCUGGGAUGCUCUAGUAAGCAAGAAUUGUUUUAGUUAUAUUGGAAAACUUACAAAGGGAUGAAUGAAAAAUCCGGGGGACAAACGGGCACUUACGCUUCCGGUUGAAGGCACGAAAACCGCAGCAUUGAGCGGACUCACCCAAAGGAUGGCGCCAUAGGACAAACAAUAACACACCCAUUCAGUGUCUCUUGUCUGUGUAAUAUCAAUAGAAAACAAUAUGGCUGUGAGCGAAGAAAAAUCCAUUAAUUAGCCGCACUGUUUUAUAAGCCGCAGGAAUCAAAGCGAUGAAAAAAGUGGCGGUUUUUAGUCUGGAAAAUACGGUGUGUUUUUUUCUUUUUCUUCAAUAUUCCACAAUAAUUUUUAAAUGAUUUGCCAGACAAACAAGUGAUGGGUUUGGAAUGCAGGCUGACACGUUCAGUUCGUGAAGAGAAGCGGUUCUUAACAAUAACCAUUCCUCAAAGAGAAGCAGUUCAUAAUAAUAACCAGUCAUCAAAGAAAAGCAGUUCUUAAUAAUAACCAGUCCUCAAAGAAAACGAGUUCUAAAUGAGAGCCAGUUUUCAACAAGAAGCAGAACUCAAAAGGAGAACCAGUUCUUGUGAGAACCAGGACUCAGAAGAGAACCAGAAAGAUUCUACUUUUGGGUCUGACUUUCUUCCUUUUCCUUCUCAUGCACUUUUAGUUCAUUUUCAUUUGUCACAUUUUGUUGAACAGUUUGAAACUGGAAAAACAGGUUUUCUAUUGCGCCUUCAAAUGAAUGUAAAAUUGUUAAUGAUGUAACAAACAUGCUUGCUCUUGAAUGACAACAUACUGCACUCUACAUACUGUAAAUACAGUACCUACACUAUGUAGUAUAUAGUGUACGUACUGGACAUAUACUAUGUAGUGUACAUAGUGUAUGUACUGUACAUACAGUAUGCAGUAGAAUUUUUGCUGAGCUGCACUUUUUCCAAACUAUUUAUUGAAUGAAAAGUUGUCACCACUGAUAGGUGUGCGCGUGCGUCUGCGUGCGCGUGCGUGUUUGUGUGUGAGUGUGUCGCUUUAGUUUUUGCUGCUUUGACAUUGCACUGUUCUAGCCAAAAGCCAAACAAUAAAAAAAUAAGAUGAA
Messenger RNA from Nerophis lumbriciformis (worm pipefish), 3493 nucleotides. RefSeq names its product membrane cofactor protein-like. NCBI's taxonomy places the organism in Eukaryota, Metazoa, Chordata, Actinopteri, Syngnathiformes, Syngnathidae. The record is from RefSeq and is a predicted model, not a curated record.